GGAUAAUUUGCAAAAAAGAGGAGAAGAAGGGAGGAGGAAGAAAAAAUAUGAGCACCCUUCUGCUGUAAUCCCAAUUAACUUUGCUCGCCGGCUCUUUCUCUGGGGUUUUGUUUGGUUAAAACCCCAGCGGUCUUAUCCUCCUUCUUCAACUUUCUCAGAAAUGCUACUACUCUCCCAAUUUCAUGCGCUAUAACACCAACGUCUUAGCCUUCAUCACCGCCCUAUUAUGUAUACUACUGCUACUACUACUCCAUUCUUCACUUCCCCUACUCCUCAAAAUCCAUUCUUCAAUCGCCCUAAUAACCGAAUCCGCUUGAAAAAAUUCCCUAUCAAAUCUUCCUGUGAAGGAGAUAAACCCAAAAAUUCUCUUCUACUUCCUAUAACUUCAGCUCCAGCUAGACUUCUUCUAGAGUGUUCUAUCACCAAAAAAGACACAAUAAUACCAGAUAGGUAUAAUAAUGGCCAAAAUCUUCUGAAACCCAUUGUAAAGCCUUUAGUCUACACAUUAUUCUCUAUUGCUUUUGCAUUCUGCCCCAUUCUAGGAUUUCAAUUGCCUCCUGCUAUUGCUGCUCCGCCCGCUGCAGCUGAGCUGAUUAACAAAACAAAAAAGAAAGGUAGUAGUAAAGGGGAAGAGAAGGAUGGCACUAGACAUGUAUAUUCACAUUGUACUAAGAGAUUGUUAGAGACUGUCUCGGGGUUGCUUAAAGUGAUAGAGGAGGUGAAGUCCGGUAAAGAGGAUGUAAAAUGCGUGGAGGGAAAGCUAAAAGAUGUGAAAAUGAAGAGGAAGGAGUUGCAAGAGGAGAUCAUGAAUGGUCUCUAUGUGGAACUGAGAUUAUUAAAUAGCGAAAAAGGCGUGUUGGUCAAGCGUUCGGAGGAGAUUAUUGAUGUAGUGCUGAAGAUUAAGAGGGAGGAGGAAGGUUUAUUGAAGAAGGCUAAGGGAAAUGAAGAUGCAGUAGUAAAGGGAAAAGUUGCGAUAUUGGAUGAGGAAGUGAGACGGAGUGAGGAGGAAUAUAAUGGAUUGUUGGAAAGGAUUGCUGAGAUAGAUGAUGAGAUUAUGAGGAGAGAAACACUUGCAUUGAGCAUUGGUGUAAGGGAGCUUGCAUCUAUUGAGAGGGAGUGUGAAAUCUUGGUCAAGGAGUUUCUAAGGAAAAUGAGGCUGGAAAGCAUCAAGAGUGUGCCUGAAAACUCUCUCACCAAGCUUUCUAGAUCUGAGAUAAAAGAAGAGCUGCAAACUGCCCAAAGACAAUUAUUAGAGCAGAUAGCUCUACCCAGUGUUUUGGAAAAUGAAGAGAAUGUACUCCUUUUUGAUCAAGACUCUAUGGUAUUUGCUCAGCGAAUAGAACAAACACUUAAGAACUCCAGAGAGAUGCAACAGAGUCUCGAGAGUCGUAUUAAGAAAAAAAUGAAGAGAUAUGGUGAUGAAAAACGUUUUGUUGUAAACACGCCAGCGGAUGAAGUUGUUAAGGGUUUCCCUGAGAUUGAAUUAAAGUGGAUGUUUGGAAACAGGGAGGUCAUAGUUCCAAAGGCCGUUAGCCUCCAUUUGCAUCAUGGUUGGAAGAAAUGGCGUGAGGAUGUUAAAGCAGAGCUCAAGAGGGAUUUGCUGGAGAAUGCUGAGCAUGGUAAAAAGUACAUGGCUGAAAAACAGGAAAGGAUCCUCCUGGAUCGGGAUAGAGUGGUGGCAAAAUCAUGGUACAAUGAAGAAAGAAAUAGGUGGGAGAUGGAUCCUGUGGCUGUUCCCUAUGCCGUGUCCAAGAAGCUUCUUGAGAGUGCUAGAAUCAGACAUGACUGGGCUGCCAUGUAUGUUAUGUUGAAGGGAGAUGACAAAGAGUAUUAUGUUGAUAUCAAGGAAUAUGAUAUGAUUUAUGAAGAUUUUGGAGGUUUUGAUGCCUUGUACCUGAGAAUGCUUGCUUCAGGUAUCCCGACUGUGGUUCAGCUGAUGUGGAUUCCUUUCUCAGAACUGGACUUCCGCCAACAAUUUCUCUUGGUCACAAGACUCUGUCUUCAAUGUCUAAAUGGAUUGUGGACUCUGAGAAUUGUUUCUCGCGGAAGAGACUGGAUUGUGGAGAAAGUUAGAAACAUAAAUGAUGACAUCAUGAUGAUGAUUGUUUUCCCUACUGUGGAAUUUGUCAUCCCUUAUCGGGUGAGGAUGCGGCUGGGUAUGGCUUGGCCAGAGUAUGUCGAUCAAUCUGUUGCCUCAACUUGGUACUUGAAAUGGCAAUCUGAGGCUGAAAUGAGUUUCAGAUCAAGAAAAAAAGAUGAAUUGCAGUGGUAUCUCUGGUUCUUGAUUAGAACUGCAAUAUAUGGCUAUGUAUUGUAUUAUGUGAUACGCUUUAUGAAGAGGAAAAUUCCACGGCUUCUUGGUUAUGGACCUUUAAGGAGAAACCCCAACUUACGGAAGCUGCAGAGAGUGAAAGCAUAUUUUAGAUUUAGGACGAGGAAAAUAAAGCGAAAGAAGAAGGCAGGCGUUGAUCCAAUCAGUACUGCUUUUGAUCAGAUGAAGAGGGUGAAGAAUCCCCCUAUACGUUUGGAUGACUUUGCAAGCAUUGAUUCUAUGAGAGAAGAAAUUAAUGAAGUCGUAGCAUUUUUGCAAAACCCUCGUGCUUUUCAAGAAAUGGGAGCUCGCGCCCCUCGGGGAGUUCUUAUUGUAGGGGAGAGAGGAACUGGAAAGACAUCCCUAGCACUAGCAAUUGCAGCAGAAGCUAAGGUGCCUCUUGUUGAAGUUAAAGCCCAGCAGUUAGAGGCUGGUUUAUGGGUUGGCCAAAGUGCAUCAAAUGUUAGAGAGCUGUUUCAAACAGCACGUGAUCUGGCCCCUGUAAUCAUAUUUGUGGAGGAUUUUGACCUCUUUGCUGGAGUCAGAGGGAAGUUUAUCCACACUAAAAAGCAGGACCAUGAAGCCUUCAUCAAUCAACUCUUGGUGGAACUUGAUGGGUUUGAAAAACAGGAUGGUGUGGUCUUGAUGGCUACUACUAGAAAUCUCAAGCAAAUCGAUGAGGCGUUGCAACGUCCUGGUCGGAUGGAUAGGAUAUUCCGUCUUCAGCGGCCUACUCAAGCAGAAAGAGAAAAGAUACUUACGAUAGCUGCAAAAGGAACUAUGGAUGAAGAACUUAUAGAUUUUGUAGAUUGGAGAAAGGUUGCAGAGAAAACAGCUCUUUUGCGUCCAAGUGAACUGAAACUUGUUCCCGUGGCCUUGGAAGGUAGUGCCUUUCGAAGCAAAUUCCUGGACAUAGAUGAGCUUAUGACCUACUGCAGCUGGUUCGCGACCUUCAGCAGCCUUGUCCCGAAAUGGUUAAGGAAGACCAAAGCUGUAAAGCAAUUAAGCAGAAUGCUGGUGAAUCAUCUUGGAUUGACAUUAACGAAAGAGGAUCUAGAAAAUGUUGUUGAUCUGAUGGAGCCUUAUGGUCAAAUAAGCAAUGGAAUCGAAUUGCUAAAUCCUCCUCUUGAUUGGACAAUGGAAACAAAGUUUCCGCAUGCUGUUUGGGCUGCCGGUCGGAGUUUAAUUGCUCUUCUUCUACCAAACUUCGAUAUUGUGGAUAAUCUGUGGCUCGAGCCUUUCUCGUGGGAGGGAAUUGGGUGUACUAAGAUCACCAAAGCUAAAAAUGAAGGUUCUAUCAGUGGGAAUGUUGAAUCAAGAUCAUAUCUUGAAAAAAGACUAGUUUUUUGCUUUGGUUCUUAUGUUGCGGCGCAGCUAUUGCUUCCAUUUGGGGAAGAAAACAUUCUUUCUUCAUCAGAGCUGAAGCAGGCACAAGAGAUAGCUACAAGGAUGGUGAUUCAAUAUGGUUGGGGCCCCGAUGAUAGUCCUACGAUUUACCAUCAUGGCAAUUCGGUCACAGCUUUGAGUAUGGGAAACCAUUUUGAAUAUGAGAUGGCUGCAAAAGUGGAAAAGAUAUACUAUAUGGCUUAUGAUAAAGCAAAACAAAUGCUACAGAGAAAUCGAGAAGUGCUAGAGAAGAUUGUAGAGGACCUGCUCAAGUAUGAAAUCUUGACAAGAAAGGAUCUGGAGAGAAUUCUUGCUGACAAUGAUGGGCUGCGUGAAAAAGAACCAUUCUUCCUUUUGAAAGCAAAUAAUGAGCCUGUGCUAGAUAAUUUCCUCGAAGAAAACGGGAAAGCUUCAUCAAUGGCAUUUCUAACAGCUGCAAAUUAAAUAGGAAUGUCACAUAUCACCUUAUGGCACGUUCAUGCUUGCAGUUGUCCACCGUCUGAUUUGGAUAUUUUAGCACAUGCAUUUAUUUAGCCAUUUAUCAAUGUAAGAUGUAAAUUCUUUUCCUCCUUUUUCUUUUAAUUUCUUUAUUUUUUCAUUUAUGUUUUCUUUCUUUUUAUUUUAUUUUAUUUAUCUUUUGCUCUGCCUCUUCAUGAGGAGUAAGAAGAGGGUUUGGAGAAAAAGGUAAAUAGGGGUACGUGCUGGAUAGGGCAAUACUACACUUUGUAGAUUCAGGUUGAGAAGAGAUGGCAUCCAUUUUUCCUUCUCAUCUUGGAUGAGAUUUUGUUUAUUUUCUUAAUAUAUAUUUUGCUAAUUUUAUUCUAGGAAAAGUUUAUUUAGUACUAGUAAGAAUCUUUUUGCCUUGCUCUGUACACAAUUACUUGAGCUGAUAAAUUACUGUCAGUUUCUAGGGUUUGGAAAGCAAUGCCACCAGAAUUCUAUUGAAAUGCAUUAAUUUUUAGAAAA
This is a messenger RNA of Nicotiana attenuata, 4663 nucleotides long. Its product is annotated as probable inactive ATP-dependent zinc metalloprotease FTSHI 5, chloroplastic. The transcript has 19 exons. Gene Ontology annotation, cellular component: chloroplast thylakoid. The coding region runs from base 227 to 4141 and encodes 1304 amino acids. The record is from RefSeq and is a predicted model, not a curated record. Lineage: Eukaryota; Viridiplantae; Streptophyta; Magnoliopsida; Solanales; Solanaceae. Gene Ontology annotation, biological process: proteolysis; regulation of apoptotic process. Gene Ontology annotation, molecular function: ATP binding; ATP hydrolysis activity; metalloendopeptidase activity.